Molecule: messenger RNA, 1327 nt
Organism: Myotis myotis
Lineage: Eukaryota; Metazoa; Chordata; Mammalia; Chiroptera; Vespertilionidae
Gene: MARCHF4
Product: membrane associated ring-CH-type finger 4
Exons: 4
Coding region: 36-1274 (412 amino acids)
Biological process (GO): protein ubiquitination
Molecular function (GO): ubiquitin-protein transferase activity; zinc ion binding
Source: RefSeq, a predicted model, not a curated record
CUGCCCCUCCCGGGCUCUCUGCUCCCACUGGGCACAUGCUGAUGCCCCUGAGUGGGCUGCUUUGGUGGUGGUGCUGCUGCUACUGCUGUGCCUGGUACCGCUUUGGACUGUGCACCCCAGCUCCCCAGAUGUUGCGCCACCAGGGUCUCCUCAAGUGCCGCUGCCGCAUGCUCUUCAAUGACCUGAAGGUUUUCCUACUUCGGCGCCCCCCUCCAGCACCCCUGCCCAUGCACGGAGACCCCCAGCCCCCAGGUUUGACCGCCAACAACAAUACCCUUCCGGCUCUGGGUGCCGGGGGGUGGGCAGGCUGGAGGGGCCCUCGAGAAGGGGUGGGCAGGGAGACCCCUCCUCUGCCACCUCCACCACCUUUGCCACCUUCUUCUGUGGAAGAUGACUGGGGUGUCCCAGCCACGGAGCCACCUGCCUCACUGCUCAGCAGUGCCUCCUCAAAUGACUUCUGUAAGGGGAAGGCUGAGGACUGCUACUCACUGGGCAGCAGCCUGGACAGUGGCAUGAGGACCCCGCUGUGCCGCAUCUGCUUCCAGGGGCCAGAACAGGGGGAGCUGCUGAGCCCGUGCCGCUGCGAUGGCUCCGUCAAGUGUACCCACCAGCCUUGCCUCAUCAAGUGGAUCAGCGAGCGCGGCUGCUGGAGCUGUGAGCUGUGCUACUACAAGUACCACGUCAUUGCCAUAAGCACAAAGAACCCUCUGCAGUGGCAGGCCAUCUCUCUGACAGUCAUUGAGAAGGUGCAGAUUGCAGCCGCCAUCCUGGGUUCCCUCUUCCUCAUCGCCAGUAUCUCUUGGCUCAUCUGGUCAACUUUCAGUCCCUCGGCAAAAUGGCAGCGCCAAGACCUCCUCUUCCAGAUCUGCUACGGGAUGUAUGGGUUCAUGGACGUGGUGUGCAUUGGUCUCAUCAUCCACGAGGGACCCUCUGUGUACCGCAUCUUUAAACGGUGGCAGGCUGUCAACCAGCAGUGGAAAGUGUUGAACUAUGACAAGACAAAAGACCUGGAGGAUCAAAAGUCAGGAGGCAGGACAAACCCCCGGACCUCCUCGUCCACCCAGGCCAAUGGCCUCUCUUCGGAAGAGGAGGCUGCGGACACCCCUGCCCCCGAGGAAGGCCCUGCCCGGGCAGCCAGCCAGCCCUCAGGCCCUCCCUCUGAUCACCACUGUGCUUACACCAUCCUGCACAUCUUGAGUCACCUAAGACCUCAUGAACAGCGGAGCCCCCAGGGCGGCAGCCGAGAGCUCGUCAUGAGGGUCACAACAGUGUGAAAGGAGUGCCUGGAAGGGCAGCCGUGACCAUGCACAACAGCGGAGGGUGGGCU